This is a messenger RNA of Cyprinodon variegatus (sheepshead minnow), 2156 nucleotides long. RefSeq names its product RIO kinase 2 (gene riok2). The transcript has 10 exons. Lineage: Eukaryota; Metazoa; Chordata; Actinopteri; Cyprinodontiformes; Cyprinodontidae. Gene Ontology annotation, molecular function: ATP binding; protein serine/threonine kinase activity. Gene Ontology annotation, cellular component: cytosol; preribosome, small subunit precursor; nucleus. The record is from RefSeq and is a predicted model, not a curated record. The coding region runs from base 110 to 1675 and encodes 521 amino acids. Gene Ontology annotation, biological process: protein phosphorylation; maturation of SSU-rRNA.
AGCAGAAGAAGAAGAAUUGCACAUGUGUUUAUCGAGACAGUUCAGAGUAUUGGUGUUCAAAUAACAAGUUUAUAGGAUUGUUCUGUUCUCGUCUUUUUUUUUUUUUAACAUGGGGAAGCUAAAUGUUAUUGUGUUGAGAUAUUUAUCUCGGGAUGAUUUCCGAGUCCUUACCGCUGUUGAGAUGGGGAUGAAAAACCAUGAAAUUGUCCCAGUGAGUCUUCUUUCGUCCAUUGCCAGCCUCAAACAUGGCGGCUGCAACAAGAUCCUCAGAGAACUCGUAAAACACAAACUUGUGGUUUACGAACGCUCCAAAACUGUGCAGGGCUACAGGUUGAACUACGGAGGAUACGACUACCUGGCUUUAAAGACAUUGUGUUCCAGAGAAGUGAUUCUGUCAGUUGGUAACCAGAUGGGUGUGGGCAAAGAGUCAGAUAUUUAUAUAGUAGCAAGUCCAGAUGGGGAGCAGUACGCCCUGAAGCUGCACAGGCUUGGUCGCACCUCCUUCAGAAACCUUAAAAAUAAGAGAGAUUACCACAAACACAGGAGGAAUAUGUCCUGGUUGUACCUCUCGCGUCUUUCUGCCAUGAAGGAGUUUGCCUACAUGAAGGCUCUGUAUGACCGAGGCUUUCCUGUUCCUAAACCUGUGGAUUAUAACCGACACGCUGUAGUGAUGGAGCUCAUCAAUGGAUAUCCUCUAUGUCAGGUGCAUGAGCUCCAGGACCCUGCAGCACUGUACAGCGAGUUCAUGGAGCUUAUCGUCAAACUGGCCAAUCAUGGCCUGAUUCACGGAGACUUUAAUGAGUUCAACCUCAUGCUGGACGACCAGGACCACAUAACGAUGAUCGACUUCCCUCAGAUGGUUUCUACAUCACACCAAAAUGCUGAAUGGUACUUUGACCGUGACGUCAAAUGCAUCAGAGAUUUCUUUGCUAAGAGAUUUAAUUAUGAAAGUGAGCUCUUUCCAACUUUCAAAGAUAUCAGGCGCUCCUGUUCUCUUGAUAUUGAGGUGUCAGCAAGCGGCUUUACCAAAGAUUUGGAGAAGAGUGCUGAAUUCCUACAUCCAGCUGGACCUGAAGAAGACGACGACGACGAUGAAGAAGAGGAACUAGAAGAUGAUGAUGAUGAAAACGGUGAAGGUGAAGCGUCAGACAAUGAGGCAGAAAAGGAGGACAGCAGCUUCAACAUGGAUGAAUAUAAACAUGCAAUGAUGGAACUGGAGGGACUGAAAGUCAGCGAAACACCUAAGGAGGAGGAAAGGAUUAAGGAAUCAAAAGAAGCUCCAGAGGAGGCGUCCAAAGCUGGAUGCCAGGAGGAAACGGGAACAGAAUAUGAGGACGAGUUGAAGGAAGCAGAGGAUGAGUGUCCAGAGCUGGCUGAGCUUUCUUCCUCUAACAAGGAGUUCAAACCGUUCAGAGACUCGGACAGUCUUCAACAGAUUGCUGAACAUAGAAGAAGAAGAACCGACAGUGAAGCCACCAUGGGAAGCAUCGGGAGUUGUUCCACCAUUCCUCCUGAAGUUGUCCGUCAGAAAGUGCGGCGGCAGCUCACCAAACAGCAGAAGGCGGCACAGAGGAGACGUCUGCAGAAGGGAGAGGCUAACCUGGUCACUAAAUCAAGAAGGGAGAACCAAAAUAACAUCAAGUCCAGCAUGGAGACUGCCUCCUUCUGGGGAUAAUGUGUAAUUGCAGGUGGACUGCAUCAACCUGCAAUCACAAUUGUCUUUAUUUUAGCAUCCUCUGCUCCUUUAGCUAAAGAACUAUAACUUUCUCAUCAUGGCUGGAGAAAUGGACACAAUGACUCAAACAAUAAUCAUAAUAAAAAUAUAUUUCUCAGAAGAGGUCCUUUUUCUGUUCAACCUACUGUUUUGCAUAACAGAGCUAUAAAUAUCUUUAUUUUAUAGAUGCAAUUUAAUUAAGAGUUAAAUCCUAUGUGAUUAAAGUGUGGCUUUGGUUGUAGAAAAUUAAUAUCUAAGUGAAACAAUUUGUUGCAUAGCUGAACAAGUGUGAUGUACAGCUUUUCAAAAUGUUUUUUUUUUUUUUAUUUGAUAACGUGGAUGUUUUAAUCAAAAUUAACCCUCAAUAUAAACAUGAGUUUUGCGAAAGCUUUCGAUAAGACACCUGCUAUGUAAAGUAAUUAAAGGAAGUAAGUAAAACUUG